AUGGCUUUGACCUACCAGCUGGGAUGUCUGCUGGCUUGUCUGCAAUGUUUCUGGGGUCCCACUGGAGGUGGAAAGCUGCUGGUUAUUCCAACUGAUGGGAGCCACUGGCUGAGCAUGCAAAUUCUACUCAAGGAACUCCAUGGAAGAGGGCAUAAGAUUAUAGUGGUCUAUCCUGAAAACAACUUGCUGAUCACCCCCUCCUCCAACUACAGCAGCAAAACGUUUUCCAUUGCUUUCAGCAAAGCUGAGGUGGAAGAGUUGUACGAGAGCCUAACAGAGAUGGGUUUUUACAGUGGAACAUUCUACCAGAGGGUUCAUAAAACCUUGCAGCAUGUGAAUAAAGUCAGUCAGUUCUUCCACAGCAUCUGCGAGCACCUGCUGUUUAACACGGAGCUCAUGAAGGAGUUGGCGGAAGAGAAGUAUGACGCUUUACUGACUGACCCUUUUGUCCCCUGUGGCACUAUUAUUGCAGAGAACCUCUCACUGCCCACGGUCAACCUGCUGCGGGGGCUGCCUUGCGGCUUGGAUAAUUUAGCGACGCAAUGCCCCCGGCCACUCUCCUACGUGCCAAGGAUUUUGUCAGGGAACACCGAUCGGAUGACCUUCCGGCAAAGGAUGAAAAAUGUACUGCUCAGCUUACUGGAGCCGCUGUUGUGCUGGUUCAUAUAUUCACCUUUUGAAGAGCUGGCCCAGAGGUUCCUUCAGAGAGAUGUGACACUGGUCCAGCUGCUGAGUCAAACUUCCAUCUGGCUGAUGAGGCACGACUUCACGCUCGAGUAUCCGAGACCUCUGAUGCCAAAUAUGGUGCUGGUUGGAGGCAUUAACUGCAAGGACAGGAAACCCUUACCACAGGGUUUAGAAGAAUUUAUGAACAGUUCUGGAGAACAUGGAGCUGUGAUCUUCUCCUUAGGGUCAAUGGUGUCAGGCAUGCCAAUCGCAACAGCCAAUCUGGUUGCAGAAGCACUGGGUCAAAUUCCUCAGAAGGUCCUGUGGAGAUACGUUGGAGAAAAACCUUCGACGCUGGCAUCAAAUACCAAGCUGAUGAAAUGGCUGCCACAGAAUGAUCUACUGGAUUACUGCACCCUGCGAUUGUCAACUGAGCUAUCCAGCUCAGCAAAGGUUAAACAUAUUAACUGA
Molecule: messenger RNA, 1137 nt
Organism: Carcharodon carcharias (great white shark)
Lineage: Eukaryota; Metazoa; Chordata; Chondrichthyes; Lamniformes; Lamnidae
Product: UDP-glucuronosyltransferase 1A1-like
Exons: 4
Coding region: 1-1137 (378 amino acids)
Molecular function (GO): UDP-glycosyltransferase activity
Source: RefSeq, a predicted model, not a curated record